AUGCAGAGGCCGGUGAGCACCCCGUCGUUCCCCGUCUUCGCGGACGAGGAGGGGGCGAAGGACCUGGAGGCCAAGCCGGAGAAGGCGCCCGCAGUCCGGCCGCCGGCGGUGACGGAGCGGUCCGUCCACCUCGUGCCGCUCAUCGUCGUGCUCUGCUUCGUCGUCCUCUUCCUCUGCUCCCACGUCCCCUCCCCGUCGGAUAUGUCGAGCUUCGGAGGAGGGAAGGCCGGCGGCCGGAAGCCCAAGCUGCUCUGA
This is a messenger RNA of Triticum turgidum subsp. durum (durum wheat), 255 nucleotides long. The record is from the annotation of a GenBank genome assembly. Lineage: Eukaryota; Viridiplantae; Streptophyta; Magnoliopsida; Poales; Poaceae.